AUGCUGGGAAUUGAAUACUUCCAGGCCCCAGGCCGGCUAGGCGAGAUAUUUGAGGCUGGGGGUACCUCAAACGUUGCCAAGGUCCCCUUGCGUGGGAGUCUUGUCGUGACAGGGGGCCAGCCCGGUUUCGAUCUCGAGCGCGGAGAGUUGGUGACCAGCUCACUAGAGGACGAAGCUGAUGCGUGUUUCAACUGUGUUGACGCAGCGCUGAAAUCUGCCGGAGUUGCCGGUGGACUUGCGCAAGCACACAGAUUCACUUGCUUUCUUAGCGAUAUGCGCUACGAAGCCGCUAUCAUGAAAGUUUGGCGGGCGCGAAUGCCCAGCCAUAAAGUACCUUGGGUCACUGUCGGCGUUUCCAUGUUGGCAAUCCCAGAUAUGAGGGUUGAAAUUGCCGCCGAGGCUCUUACAGAUGGCUAG
Molecule: messenger RNA, 417 nt
Organism: Penicillium waksmanii
Lineage: Eukaryota; Fungi; Ascomycota; Eurotiomycetes; Eurotiales; Aspergillaceae
Product: Endoribonuclease L-PSP/chorismate mutase-like protein
Exons: 1
Coding region: 1-417 (138 amino acids)
Source: RefSeq, a predicted model, not a curated record